Pogoniulus pusillus (Red-fronted tinkerbird) is the source of this 3810-nucleotide messenger RNA. It is a transcript of the gene GPR137C, whose product is annotated as G protein-coupled receptor 137C. Gene Ontology annotation, biological process: positive regulation of TORC1 signaling. Bases 100 to 1299 code for a protein of 399 amino acids. Gene Ontology annotation, cellular component: lysosomal membrane. The record is from RefSeq and is a predicted model, not a curated record. NCBI's taxonomy places the organism in Eukaryota, Metazoa, Chordata, Aves, Piciformes, Lybiidae. The transcript is spliced from 7 exons.
AAGCUCCCCUUUGUUGCAUGGGGGUGUCGAGCCAGGGCUGAGGGGAGGAAGGGGAGGGCACGGCGACCGUUUGUGGGGCCGUUGCCUUCCCGCUGCCCCAUGAGCCCGACGGCGGCGGCCCUCGCUGAGGGGGCGGCCCUGGCUGAGGGGGCCGCCGUGCCCUACUCGGUGGAGCUGGGUCUGACUGUGCUCCACACGGCUCUUUACGCCGCCCUCUUCCUCUUCGCCUACCUGCAGCUCUGGCUGCUCCUCUACUACCGGGAGCGGCGGCUGAGCUAUCACACGCUCUGCCUCUUCCUCUGCCUGCUCUGGGCAGCCCUCAGGACCACCCUCUUCUCCUUCUACCUGCAGAACUCCCUGCAGGCCCUCCGCCUCCAGCACCCCUUUGCCCACUGGCUCCUCUACUGCCUGCCCGGCUGCCUGCUCUUCUCCAGCCUCUGUCUGCUCAACCUUUAUUUCGCUGAGGUCAUAUUCAAAGUGAAAUGUGCAGCUGAAUUCAACAAGUACAAGGUCCUGUUGUACCUGGGCUCCAUAUUUACCAGCCUCCUCUUCUUAGUUGUGAACUUAACCUGUGCAAUGUUACUCCACGGUGAGGUCCCAGAGAGCCAGCUGAAGUGGCCGCUCCUGGCCCGUGCCCUGGUCAACGACAGCCUCUUCAUCCUCUGUGCCAUCUCGCUGGCUUGCUGCAUGUGCAAGCUGGGGAAGAUGUCUUCAGCGAACGUCUACCUCGAGUCCAAGGGAACAUCUGUCUGCCAGGCUAUCCUGGUGGGAUCUGUAGUGGCUCUUCUCUACUCCUCAAGGGCUUGUUAUAACCUGGUGGCUGUGGCCAUAUCUCCAGACAGUGUUCCUGGUCCUUUUAACUAUGGCUGGGACAACCUUUCGGACAAGACGCACAUGGAGGUGAGCAGUGAGGAGUAUGUGGUGUUUGGAGUGGUCCUCUUCCUCUGGGAGCUGGUGCCAACCACUUUCGUGGUGCUCUUCUUCCGGGCUCAAAGGCUGAGUCAGAACCUGACUCCAGCAGGGAUGGUCAGCAGUCACAGCUACAGCUCCAGAGCUUACUUCUUCGACAAUCCAAGGCGCUACGACAGCGAUGACGACUUGUCACGGCUUGGGGCUAGAGAAGGAGGCUUGGCCACCCCUCAGUGCUCUGGCUGCUAUGGGUCCCUGGCUGGAAAUGAGAACUGCCUGGUGGGUCCCCACCUCAGCUCCACCGCUACGGACAGUGCUCCCUUGCUCUUUGCCGCAGGCGGCUCGGAGGUGAAUAACCACCAUAGCUCAUACCCUCCACCACAGAACUGAAAAGGCUGCCAGGUCCUUCUCUUCCCAGAAGUGGCAUUCAUGUACAGGAUUGUGACCUGGACUCUUUCUUCCCACCUUCCCCAGAUCGUUGAACCCAUCAACACAAACAUUCCACUACCUGCUGCGGCCCUUAGCAGGACUCUGAGCCUCCGGCUGCCGGCAGCGAGCAAGAGAACUGUGACUUUGAGGUACCAUGUAGCAAAGCGAAGCUGAACUUUCUCUGGAAGCUUGUUUUUCUUUUUUGGUGGUUUCUUAAGUUCUUCUUGGUCUGGUCUUCAAGAUGUUGGCAGCUAAAAUUGCACCAGAGCUUCCUCACUAGAGAAGAAAACAUCAGAAAUGCAUAUUUGCACUUUUUAUCUGCACACUUGGAAGGAGCGGAUCUUGCUCAGGCCGUCCUUGGCCUGAGACUGUUCUAAUUACUCUUUUUUAAUUGCACAUCCGUGGCUGGGAGUGGCACUGUCCUCCCUGCAAAGACCUGUUUAUGAAGUCCUCUGCAUCCUGACUCACAUGGGAGUGUGAAGCUCUGUGGGCCUCCUGCGGGGAACCUUGACGUGCGCUGUGCCAUACUGACACCCAGCAGGGCUAAACCCGGGCUUGCUCUGGCUGUUGGUCCUGGUUUCACCUGGUGGCCAAACUCUCCCACCUAGGGCUGUGGGGUGGAAGCUGAGCUCAAAGCAUAUCCUGGCAGAAGCCUCAGCAUGAGAUCAAGUGCUCCUACUGGCAUUAAGGUGGUCACCAACCCCCCCGGCUUAUGGUGGAGGAGGAGGGCUGGUGUGAAUGGUAGCUGUUGGCAGGUGAUGAGGGGCAAGAAGCUGCUGCCUUCAGGGAGAGCUUCAAGCUGGAGUGGCCCAAAGCACAUGUAACACCAGGGCUGCUUUAAAGGGUGGGGGGUGCUCAGUGGUCCUACCCACCCCUGCUCUUCACCCAUGCUGGGGCUCCCUUUCCCCUCUCAGUAUUAAACUGCAUUGAGCAAAUAACCACAACUUACAACCCUGAAGUGAAUGUGAGCUGGUGGGGUCCCCUCCGAGGUGCAGGAGCUGUCUUUGGUGGUAGGAGCCAAGGGAAGGGCUCUUUGUUUUCCCUUGUCAUGGAGCAGUGCUGUGGCUGUGGACUCCUGCUGCUGCCCCAGGAGCUGUUGGCAGUGUGAGGUGGUGCCCACACAGUUUGGGGCUGCUGGGUCAGCAGGGGAGGAGGUUUUUCUGUCUCUCAGUAACCCAGAUAGCCAAGUUUGGCCUGGCCUGUAGCUCCAUCAGGCUCUUGGAGAUGAGGCUUGGUAUUAUUCCUGGCUUGUCUCUGGGCUUGUCAUGGGGAUGAGCAAAGCAGCUUUGAGCAGAGGCUUGGCUGGAGGCACUGGUGGGGGAGGGCAGCUGCUCUGACCUCUGCACAGCCUGAACUGGAGCUGCUUGUAGCCCACUUUGAGUUGCUCCUGCUGUGUGAACGCAGGACUGACACUGGAGGACUUCCCUGUGUGUGAAGCAGGAUGCUGCUGUCUGGCUCUGCCUGGGAGGCACUGAGACAGGCUUUGGUGCCUCAGUGUCCGCAGCUGAGUGCAAGAGAAGCCCCCAAGCACUGGGUCAGACCCAGCUUCUCCUUGUUUGCCCCAUGCUUGCUAGUAGGGCUUGGUCACCCUGUCACCCUCGUCACAGAGACACUUACUUGUCACACCUUGUCCCUGUGGGCCUCGCCCUGCUAACCUGCUUCAUUCUUGCUGACCCCAAACCAACAGCAACCUCAGCUGCUUGUUGGAGAAGGCUCUGAGAUGACAGCAGCCCCUGCCUCUUGCUCUAGUACUUGAACUGGAGAGGCCCCCCCUGCCUGCUGUGCUGUGAGGGAUCUGCCUCCUUCCCUCAGUGGGCCACAGAAACAGGUUGUUCCAUCUCAAUCACUGCUUGACUUGUGACAGAGCUGCUGAAGGACCUGGGCUUGGGGCUGCUGCCCUCCCUUCUCCCGUGAGUCACCAAAGACAGCAGCGUGACACUGGUGGCCCCUGUCUCUUGCUUAAAUUCCAAAGCACUGGGAGCACUUUAAGUUUGUCUUUGGAGGGAAGAGAGUGUGGUGCAAAAAAACCAAACCUGACUCAAAGGAAACUAAACUCAAGGGCUACAGGCUCAUUGUUCAUGUUGCACUGAAGCACACACACCACCCAGACCACCUUCCUGGCAUGAGGGGGCCAUGAGUCUUGUUGCUGACGAGUGACUGGCAGAAGUGUUUUGGGUUUUACUCCUUUCAGAGCUCUCUGACCACUCCUGGUGGGGCUGGUCCUGCAUUUUACUGAAGUAAUUUAUAGCUGAGAAGUACAACUGACUUUUUUAAUGCAUAGUUGCCUUUUCAUUAAACUCUCUUCUGUUUCCCUUUCUUCUGGGGGGGUCUGGUUUAACAGUGUUCUGGCUUUGGCAGGCGGGCAGCAGCUGGCUGCCCAGGAAGCUGUGGCCAAUGAAUGUACCUAUUUGUUCUUCACUAAGCUGUAACCAAGCACUACUCUCUCGAAAUAAAAGAAGGCCCUUUCUCUGC